AUGAAACGACACCACCAACGUCUCACUACCCAUCAUGGAGCAGCUUCCCGAUCAGAAAAAGUGCCAGUGGCCGACUUCGAGAAUAUUCCCAUUAUCGACGUCGCACCGUUAAGCAGUCCAGAUCGUAGUGAUCGCCAGAGGCUAGCAGCAGAGAUCUACGGUGCCUGCACACAAGUCGGGUUCUUCUACAUCAAGAUCCUGCAGAAUCACGGGAUAUCCGAUGAGUUGAUCAGUGCACUUCACGAUGCAGCGCAUCGAUUCUUCGCCCUACCAGAGGAGCAGAAAAUGGAAUAUUCUGUGGCGAAAUCGAAGAAAUACCGUGGGUACAUGCCCGUGUAUGCAGAGGAAAUACCGACCGACGAUGAUGCGAAUGACCAGAUCGAGAAAAAUGCAACGGGCGCUCUUUUGGAAUCAUUCGACAUUGGUUAUGAGAUUCUCGCUGAUUCGCAACGAGCCGCGGAUGAUGUGCUGCCCCCCGACACCUAUGACCUGUACGGAGACAACCAGUGGCCAAGCGAUGAGGUGCUUCCAAACUUCCGAGACACGUAUUUGCUUUACUGUACCGAGGCACUCACGCUCUGUCGAAGACUAAUGAGAAGCUUUGCGCUUGCCCUUGGCCUGGACGAGGGUUUUUUCGAUACCAUGAUGGACUUUCCGGGGGUGACGUCCCGCAUCUUGCAUUAUCCCACUCAGCCCGUGGAGGGAGAGGUUAGAGAUGGGCUUGGGGCUCAUACGGACUACGAAUGCUUUACUAUUUUGUCCCAGGAUGACGUACCCGCUUUGCAAGUCCGCAAUGCUCGGGGCGAAUGGGUGGUGGCGCCUCCUAUCCCAGGGACACUGGUUGUGAACAUCGCUGAUUGCUUGUCCAUGUGGACAAACCAAACGUUCAAGUCAACGGUUCACCGAGUGAUCAAUUUGACUGGCCAAGAACGAUACUCUAUCCCGUUUUUCUUCGGAGUCAACUAUGAUACCACAGUGUCAGUUCUGCCAAAUUGUGUCUCUGAUGACAGGCCGGCGUGUGUAAAGCCGUUCAAGGCUGGUGAAUUCGUGCGUGCGCAACUAGCGAAGACUUACGUCGCUUAUGGAGAGGAGCCUUCUACAGGGACAGAGGAUGUACUUCUAUGA
Molecule: messenger RNA, 1125 nt
Organism: Aspergillus bombycis
Lineage: Eukaryota; Fungi; Ascomycota; Eurotiomycetes; Eurotiales; Aspergillaceae
Product: isopenicillin N synthase family dioxygenase
Exons: 7
Coding region: 1-1125 (374 amino acids)
Molecular function (GO): dioxygenase activity
Source: RefSeq, a predicted model, not a curated record